AUGGCGCCCCAGCUAGGCAUCCAACCUUCUCUCGAUACCGUACGCCAAGUGUUGGCUGCUGCAGCCAACUCCCCGAACCCACCCAACCUCGUUCCCGUCUUCUCGUCCAUCUCUGCAGAGUUUCUGACUCCGACGAGCAUAUACCUCAAGGUUGCUGCAAGGGCAAAGUCAAGGCUGUCCUUUCUAUUCGAGACGGCCGCGACUACAGAGACGAUUGGCAGAUACAGCUUUGUUGGCGCAGAUCCACGAAAGGUCAUCAAGACGGGCCCCGGCCAUGGCGAAGCAACCGACCCCCUCCCACUCCUUGAGAAGGAGCUUGCAAAGAGCCGAGUCGCAAUCGUGCCCUCGAUACAACUCCCUGAAAUGACUGGUGGUGCGGUUGGUUAUGUGGGAUAUGAUUGCGUCAAGUACUUUGAGCCCAAGACAAGGCGAGACGACGUAAAGGACAUCCUCAAGGUGCCAGAGAGCUUCUUCAUGCUCUUCGACACCCUGGUUGCCCUCGACCAUUUCCAGCAGACGGUCAAGGUCAUCACCUACGUCAAGGUUCCCGACAAUCUCGACGACCUCGAGCGCGCAUACGACGACGCAAAGGCUACCAUUCAGACAUAUAUGACCAUCUUGUCGGACAAGGACAUCCCUUUGCCACACCAAGGCCCGAUCCAAAUCGGAAACGAGUAUACUUCCAACAUUGGCCAGGAAGGAUAUGAAAACCAUGUCAAGAACUUGAAGAAGCACAUCGACGUGGGCGACAUCAUCCAGGCGGUACCGUCCCAGCGUUUUGCCAGGCCCACCUCACUGCACCCCUUCAACAUUUAUCGAAAUCUGCGAAACGUCAACCCAUCGCCCUACCUCUUCUUUGUCGACUGUGACGACUUCCAAAUUGUGGGCGCAAGUCCAGAGUUGUUGGUCAAGGAAGAGCAGGGCAGAAUCAUCACGCAUCCCAUUGCAGGAACGGUCAAGCGAGGCAAGACCUUGAAAGAAGAUGCCGCCUUGGCUGAAGAGCUGUCCAACUCACUCAAAGACCGGGCCGAACACGUGAUGCUGGUCGACCUAGCGCGCAAUGACGUCAAUCGCGUGUGCGACCCACUGACAACACGAGUCGACAAGUUGAUGGUUGUCCAAAAGUUUUCGCACGUACAACACCUGGUCUCGGAAGUGUCAGGGGUGCUGCGGCCUGGUAAGACGCGAUUCGAUGCGUUCCGAUCGAUUUUCCCCGCCGGGACGGUGAGCGGGGCACCCAAGGUAAAGGCCAUGGAGCUCAUCGCCGAACUGGAGAAAGAAAAGCGCGGUGUCUAUGCCGGGGCUGUGGGCUACUUUGGCUAUGGGAGCGUGGAUGGGGACAAGGAAAUCGAGGGGGCAAUGGAUACAUGCAUUGCGCUACGCACGAUGCUGGUCAAAGAUGGCGUCGCGUAUCUCCAAGCAGGGGGCGGUAUCGUGUUCGAUUCGGACCCUUACGAUGAGUGGAUGGAGACGAUCAACAAACUCGGACCAGAGACGGACGGUCAUUUGUUUGUGGGCUGGAUCAAGAGCCGCCUAGCCAUCGGUCGACCCAAGAAGAUGAUGGUUGCCGUGAUGCCUGAGGCGCCCGCCAUCUCCCAUCUUACACAACGUGGGGAAAUUGAGGCCAUGAGCGGUUGUGAAACGAAAUGA
Messenger RNA from Plenodomus lingam JN3, 1650 nucleotides. The record is from RefSeq and is a predicted model, not a curated record. NCBI's taxonomy places the organism in Eukaryota, Fungi, Ascomycota, Dothideomycetes, Pleosporales, Leptosphaeriaceae.